Ochotona curzoniae (black-lipped pika) is the source of this 3509-nucleotide messenger RNA. It is a transcript of the gene CDC40, whose product is annotated as cell division cycle 40. The record is from RefSeq and is a predicted model, not a curated record. Gene Ontology annotation, biological process: mRNA splicing, via spliceosome. The coding region runs from base 27 to 1766 and encodes 579 amino acids. Gene Ontology annotation, molecular function: mRNA binding; protein binding. Gene Ontology annotation, cellular component: catalytic step 2 spliceosome. The transcript has 15 exons. Lineage: Eukaryota; Metazoa; Chordata; Mammalia; Lagomorpha; Ochotonidae.
GUGUCCGCAGAGGCUGAGUUGCCGUCAUGUCGGCUGCGAUUGCGGCUCUGGCCGCUUCCUACGGUUCGGGUUCGGGGUCCGAAUCCGACUCGGACAGUGAAGGCGGUCGAUGUCCGCUGCCAGCCGCCGACUCUCUCAUGCAUUUGACCAAAUCGCCGUCGGCCAAGCCGUCUCUGGCCGUGGCGGUGGACUCGGCUCCGGAGGUGGCAGUGAAGGAAGAUUUGGAGACUGGAGUUCACCUUGACCCUGCUGUGAAAGAAGUUCAGUAUAACCCCACGUAUGAGACCAUGUUUGCUCCUGAGUUUGGACCAGAAAAUCCCUUUAGAACACAGCAAAUGGCUGCCCCUAGAAAUAUGCUUUCUGGAUAUGCUGAACCAGCUCAUAUCAAUGACUUUAUGUUUGAACAGCAGAGAAGAACUUUUGCCACAUAUGGUUAUGCAUUGGACCCUUCAUUAGAUAAUCAUCAAGUGACUACCAAGUAUAUUGGUUCUGUAGAAGAAGCUGAAAAAAAUCAAGGUUUAACUGUGUUUGAAACUGGUCAGAAGAAAACAGAAAAAAGGAAAAAGUUCAAAGAAAACGAUGCAUCUAAUAUUGAUGGUUUCUUGGGACCAUGGGCAAAAUAUGUGGAUGAAAAAGAUGUUGCCAAACCCUCAGAGGAAGAGCAGAAGGAGUUGGAUGAAAUCACAGCAAAGAGGCAGAAAAAAGGCAAGCAGGAGGAUGAGAAACCCGGGGAGGAGAAGACAAUCUUGCACGUUAAGGAAAUGUACGACUAUCAAGGCAGAUCCUAUCUUCACAUACCUCAGGAUGUUGGUGUAAAUCUGCGGUCAAGUGUGCCACCCGAGAAGUGUUAUCUUCCAAAGAAGCAGAUUCAUGUAUGGUCUGGACACACAAAGGGCGUCAGUGCAGUCAGAUUGUUUCCUCUCUCGGGCCAUUUGUUGUUGUCUUGCUCCAUGGACUGUAAAAUUAAGCUGUGGGAGGUUUAUGGAGACCGCCGCUGUCUGCGAACAUUUAUUGGGCACAGUAAGGCUGUGAGGGACAUCUGCUUCAAUACUGCAGGGACACAGUUCCUCAGCGCAGCCUAUGACAGGUAUCUGAAGCUCUGGGACACGGAGACGGGACAGUGUAUAUCAAGAUUUACAAACCGAAAAGUACCCUAUUGUGUCAAAUUCAAUCCUGAUGAGGAUAAGCAAAAUCUCUUUGUGGCUGGGAUGUCUGAUAAAAAGAUUGUGCAAUGGGACAUCCGAAGUGGAGAAAUUGUGCAGGAGUAUGAUCGGCAUUUGGGGGCUGUCAACACCAUUGUUUUCGUUGAUGAAAAUAGGAGAUUUGUUAGUACCUCUGAUGAUAAGAGCCUCCGAGUUUGGGAAUGGGACAUUCCUGUGGAUUUCAAGUAUAUAGCAGAACCCAGUAUGCAUUCAAUGCCUGCAGUGACUUUGUCUCCAAACGGGAAGUGGCUAGCGUGCCAAUCAAUGGACAACCAAAUCUUAAUUUUUGGAGCACAGAACAGAUUUAGAUUAAAUAAGAAAAAAAUUUUUAAGGGCCACAUGGUAGCAGGCUAUGCUUGUCAGGUGGACUUUUCUCCAGAUAUGAGCUAUGUGAUUUCAGGAGAUGGAAAUGGAAAAUUAAACAUUUGGGAUUGGAAGACCACAAAGCUCUAUAGUCGGUUUAAAGCUCAUGAUAAAGUGUGUAUAGGUGCGGUGUGGCAUCCUCAUGAAACAUCUAAGGUCAUAACCUGCGGGUGGGAUGGUUUAAUAAAAUUGUGGGAUUAAGAAAAUCAGCCCUUCAAUUGUCUAGGAUCAUUUUUGAUCCAAUGUUAUAUUUAAAUCCGUUCAUAUUAUUAUAUAUGUUGGAUGACAACCUGAUUUGCAAAUGAUAUCUUUCUUACAUGCCUUAUGGAAUUGAACCAUUACUUGCAAAAACAAAAAAAGAAACUGUAAAUUUGCCUCUUAAAAUUCAUUAACGGCUUUGUUUUGUUUUGCAGUUUUUUUAUACAGAAAAUGACCAUUUGUAUUUGACGGAUAGUUGUUGUUAGCGGUCAGUUUAAAGAUUAUUCUCAUGAUAUACUAAAGGGAUCCCUGUGGGCUCAAGAAAGAACUCCUAGUGGAUUUGGUAGUAUAGGGGAGACAGUAUAGUUAAUGACUCAAAAAGGUACUGUAUACUAAAAGGGCAGUAACAAACAGGGAUGAUGGAAUUUAAUAGAAAUGAGACACAAGAGUUGAACCACCUGCCAUUGCUCUUGCUGUUAUUUUCAGUGGGUCAAGUCAUUUGGCUUGAGUUCAGCUAUUUUUGAUGACAUAUGUCAUAUGUUUUAAAUUAUAAAUCACUAAUAUUUUCUGCAGCAUUCUUCCAGUUAUUAAACUGUAAAAUUUAAAAGUACAAAGUUUUUCUUGAGUUCCUUCCUGAUCAGUGUAGAUAUAGUUCUAUAAAUAUAUAAACAGACACUUAUAUUGUUUCAGAAGAUGGAACUGGAGCAAAGGAGCCAAGACUUUGAAUUUUAUUUAUAUUCACUAGCAGUAGGAGCUUGCAGAAUUGGAUCCCGUAUCAUUGCUUUACCGACAUUACUGUUGAAAUCUCCAUGAAAGAAUAGAUUCUAUGGGCAAAGUCCAAAACAUCAGCUUGUGAUUUCUUUGAAGUCAUAUUUUAUCUUUAAACUAUUCUGAUUUUACUUGUUAAGUACAUAUGGCAGAGUUAGAACUCUAGGAAGAUGCUAAGGGUCCCAUUUGAAAAGCAAGUGACCAUGGCAAAAAAGUUUCAGAAUUUGAGAUUAUGAAAAAUCAAAAUAGCUUCAUGAAUAGAAUUAGCUAAUAGCACUUCAGUUUGGACAAACCCUUUCUCCUAUUUCAUUGCAAGUUUACAUUCGGUGUUUGAAUGUGUUUUGAAAUAUUUCCGUACCAUGUUACCAUGGUAAGAUUUCUUGGAAGCUGCUCAGACUGCUGGCUAGGUCAUCAAAAUCAUGUUGAGUGUUGUUAAACAGAGGAAUAAGGUCUGUCCUAGCAUGCAUAUUUCUGUGCUAUCCUACCAUGCAUGUUCCUUGCCUUAAGAAUGCUUCCAAUUUUAAAAAUCAAAGUUUCAAAAGGCCUGGUGUAUAUGAACAGUACCUGCAAUUACAUAUCAAUGAGCUACAAGAGAGGAAAAAGAAGAAAUAAACAUGGAGGAGUGCGUUUUUUGACACAGAGACACUCAAAGAAUCACAAACGCAUUACCCACACAGCACUAGGAAAGUGACAAGGUUCUCGGGUGGGAAGGAACCAGACAAGACUUUUCCUUUAGUCCCACAAGCACUGGGUCUAAUAAAUGUGAAUUAUUGAAACACGAUGGGACAGAAAAAAAUUAUUUAAACUGUCUUGUUUGCCAUCAGUAUUGUAUGUUACAAACCUUAAUUUCUUAAUCUGAAGUUAUUGUAUUUUUGACUGUUUCUAAACUAAGUAACUGUAUGUAAAUAUAAAAGCCUGGUUUUUUUUUGAAAAGAUCAUAUUUUUUAAAAUAAAGCCAUUUUGUAGAAAGUUUUUCCA